This is a messenger RNA of Parascedosporium putredinis, 1350 nucleotides long. NCBI's taxonomy places the organism in Eukaryota, Fungi, Ascomycota, Sordariomycetes, Microascales, Microascaceae. The record is from the annotation of a GenBank genome assembly.
AUGCCUACUCACGUAAACGGCCACUCUGAAUACGCCAUGCCGAACGGACCCGACAUGGCUGCUUCAAUGAAGAAGGGGAAGCAGAGGAAGGCGGUCGACAAUAACGACACAACCCGACUCCUCCAAGCCCGCAUCUCGCAGCUGGAACAGGACGCCGCUGGGGAGAAGGACCAGGAAGCCGAAAUCGAGAGAGAAGUCAAGCGGGCGAACCGUGAUCUUAUGCACCAAAUGGCCAAGAUGCAAGACCCCGGUGACAAAAUCGAUUUCUUGCUCCGCAAAUCGAGCGAACUCCUAGCCGAGAUGCGACGGGUUGAGCGGGAAAACCAAAAGAAUAAGAAGAGGGGUGAUGCUCUUCAGAAAGAGAAGGAUGCCAACCGUACAGAGCUCGGGAAGACCGUCACGCUAAAAGAGAAGUUGGAGAAACUCUGCCGUGAACUGCAGAAAGACAACAACAAGCUCAAGAGUGAAAACAAGACCCUGAGUGAUACUUUGAAGCAUAGCGAUGCUGCUUGGGAUGAGAAACUCGCGACGGUCCUGUCCAAGCUUGAUGGAUACCAAGACGCUAAAGACAAUCCUGGAAGGCCCUCGGUUGAUACCGAGCUAGAUGAACUCUUCCGUGUUCGGUUUAAGACGUUUAUCGACCAGUACGAGCUCCGAGACGUCCAUUACCAGGCAUCCAUGCGAAGCAAGGAACUUGAAGUUCAAUAUCACAUGAGUCGGUACGAGCGGGAGCGAAAACGUGCCGAGGGAGAGAACGGGAAGUCCCGCCACCUCGAAUCCCAAGUUCAGACUUUUACCAAGACGGAGGCGGACCUUAGGAGCCAACUCAACGUCUACGUAGACAAGUUUAAGCAGGUCGAGGAUACUCUUAACAACAGUAAUGACCUCUUCCUGUCGUUCCGCAAGGAAAUGGAGGACAUGUCGAAAAAGACGAAGCGUCUCGAAAAAGAGAACGAGACGUACAAGCGCAAACAUGACGCCACCAACGCAAAUAUCUUUCGAAUGGCAGAGGAGCGUGAAGAGGCGAAGAAGCGCGAAGAGGAGAGCUCCAAGAAGAGCGAGAAACUGAUGAGCAUCAUCCGCACCAUGCAACAACAGGGUCGCAAGAUGCCACCAGGGGCCGCAGAGAUUCUAGAGAGCUGCGGUUCAUCAUCGGGCGGUCACGGUGAGAGUGAGUACUCCAACGAAGAUGACCCAGAAGAUGAUGAGGACGAGGAUGAAGAGGAGGAAGAGAGCGAAGACUACGAGGAUGAGGAGAGCGAGGAGGACGGCCUCCCCGCGGCAGGCAACGCCCGUAAUGUCGCGUCUGCUCCCCGGCCCCCGCAGCGCCUACCGUUGCUCAAAGGCUAG